Molecule: messenger RNA, 983 nt
Organism: Tachysurus vachellii
Lineage: Eukaryota; Metazoa; Chordata; Actinopteri; Siluriformes; Bagridae
Gene: tk1
Product: thymidine kinase 1, soluble
Exons: 7
Coding region: 120-815 (231 amino acids)
Biological process (GO): thymidine metabolic process
Molecular function (GO): thymidine kinase activity; ATP binding
Source: RefSeq, a predicted model, not a curated record
UCCUUCUUACACGUCACGUCAUUUAACCUGGAAACUGGCGGGUGAUUUUGAAUCAGUUUACAAGGGAACCGGGAUUCUGUGGGUCACAGCUGGGUUUAUUUGAUUGUGUUUAGUGCAAAAUGGACUGUUUAAACGUACCGAGGAUUCUGCCAAAUUCUCCAAGAAAAAUACGGGGUCAGAUUCAGGUCAUUUUCGGACCAAUGUUCUCAGGAAAAAGUACCGAGCUAAUGAGGAGAGUUCGGCGCUUUCAGAUCGCCCAAUACAGCUGCCUAGUGAUCAAAUAUGCCAAAGACAUUCGUUACUCUAACAUGGGCAUGGCCACACAUGACAAAAAUACAAUGGAAGCCGUGCCAGCUAACUGUCUGCGAGAUGUCUGGAAUUGUGCCCUACAGGCCUCCGUCAUUGGCAUUGAUGAAGGCCAGUUUUUUCCAGACACUGUUGAAUUCUGUGAGACCAUGGCAAACAUGGGGAAGACUGUCAUUGUCGCAGCACUUGAUGGCACCUUUCAGAGGAAGCCCUUUGGCAACAUACUAAACCUGAUCCCUUUAGCCGAGAGUGUGGUGAAGCUAAAUGCAGUCUGUAUGCAGUGCUUUAAAGAGGCGUCUUACACCAAGAGACUUGGAGCAGAGCAAGAGGUGGAGGUAAUUGGAGGAGCUGAUAAAUACCAAGCAGUGUGCAGGGCAUGUUAUGGAGGCCUGAUGGAGAAUAAAGAGAACUGCGACCCCCAGAGGGAUGAGACGCCGCCGCACGUUCCGAAGGGGAAGCAGGUGGACUACAGUGCUUCACGCAAGCUUUAUGCUUCCCUUCACCUAUGAACACACGUACACUAGUGUAUAAACUAAUUUAAAUAAUGAAAUGGUUGCUAUACAAGUUACAGGAGUGAGCGAUCUACAGUGCUCAGAGUGCUCUAGAAGAACUGUUUGUUUUAAAAACGUUGUCUUUGUCUGUUUUAAUAAAAUGUCACUGAAUGUGACACAAAUUUU